Molecule: messenger RNA, 11212 nt
Organism: Thamnophis sirtalis
Lineage: Eukaryota; Metazoa; Chordata; Lepidosauria; Squamata; Natricidae
Source: RefSeq, a predicted model, not a curated record
CCUCAUGACUUGCCUCCUUUCCUCCCCGCUCCUCCAGUUCUCGCCUGAUCUUCCCUCAAUUAUCGCGUCUCUUCUUCGCUCCCCCUACCAGGUGGCCUUGAAUAAUCUGACAUAAGUGGAUUAGACUGACUGAGAAACCAGGAAGUAUUACCUUGGUCUGGCUACGGUAAGGGAAAGGUGGCAGAGAAGUGACUUGAAUAUCAGAACAGGCCAAGUAUGGAUUGGCUGUGAUUCCAGCAGGAUCAGAAAGUGGAAAAACUAAUAAAAAUGAAAGUAGACCGAACUAAGCUGAAAAAAACGCCCACUGAGGCUCCUGCAGACUGCAGAGCCUUGAUAGACAAACUCAAGAUUUGCAAUGAUGAACAGCUGUUGCUGGAACUCCAACAGAUCAAAACAUGGAAUAUUGGGAAGUGUGAGCUUUACCACUGGGUCGACCUUCUCGACAGAUUUGAUGGCAUCCUGGCUGAUGCUGGACAGACUGUGGAGAACAUGUCAUGGAUGCUAGUGUGUGAUCGGCCAGAGAGAGAACAGCUGAAGGCCCUGCUGCUGUCAGUGCUGAACUUCACUGCCCUGCUCAUAGAAUACAGCUUUUCUCGUCAUCUAUACAGCUCUAUUGAGCACCUAACAACGCUGUUGGCAUCCUCUGAUAUGCAAGUGGUUCUUGCUGUGCUAAACUUACUAUAUGUGUUUAGCAAACGCUCCAAUUACAUCACACGUCUCGGCUCUGACAAGAGGAUGCCUCUUCUGUCUCGGCUGCAGCAUUUGGCAGAGAGCUGGGGUGGCAAGGAGAAUGGCUUUGGCCUUGCAGAAUGUUGUAGAGAUUUGCACAUGCUGAAAUACCCUCCCAGUGCAACUACACUACACUUUGAAUUCUAUGCAGAGCCAGGGGCCGAAGUCAAAGUGGACAAAAGGACUACCAGCAACACACUACAUUAUAUCCACAUAGAACAACUUGAUAAGAUUUCAGAAAGUCCCUCUGAAAUUAUGGAAUCCCUCACCAAAAUGUACAGUAUCCCAAAGGAUAAACAGAUGCUGCUGUUUACACACAUUCGCUUGGCCCAUGGCUUUUCCAAUCAUAAAAAGCGGUUGCAAGCUGUCCAAGCCAGACUGCAUGCCAUUUCUAUAUUAGUAUACUCAAAUGCUUUGCAGGAAUCUGCCAACAGCAUACUAUACAAUGGGUUGAUAGAAGAGUUAGUGGAUGUGCUGCAAAUUACAGAUAAACAAUUAAUGGAUAUUAAAGCUGCCUCACUGAGGACAUUAACUUCCAUUGUGCACUUGGAACGGACUCCAAAACUCAGCAGUAUUAUUGACUGCACUGGAACAGCUUCCUACCAUGGAUUUUUACCAGUACUAGUCCGGAACUGUAUACAGGCCAUGAUUGAUCCCUCUAUGGAGCCAUAUCCCCACCAGUUUGCCACAGCCCUCUUCUCAUUCUUAUAUCACUUGGCGAGCUAUGAUGCAGGAGGGGAAGCUCUUGUCUCGUGUGGCAUGAUGGAAGCCUUACUGAAGGUGAUCAAGUUCUUGGGGGAUGAACAGGACCAGAUCACUUUUGUGACCAGAGCAGUCCGUGUUGUGGAUUUAAUCACAAACCUAGACAUGGCAGCCUUCCAGUCUCACAGUGGCCUCUCUAUCUUCAUCUACCGACUAGAGCAUGAAGCAGACCUAUGUCGGAGGGAAUGUCCUUUUGUAAUCAAACCAAAGAUCCAGAGACCUGCUGUUUCCACUGUUACACAGGAGGGUGAAGAGAUGGAGACAGACGUAGAAGUUUCUGAUGUAGCCAUGGAAAGUAGCCCUGGGCCUUCCACCUCUGGAGAGAAUCGGCAGGAAGUAGUGGUUGAAACACGAGCUUCAAAUGCCACCACUCCAAGUAGCAGCAGCAGCAGCAACAGCAGCAGCAGCAGCAACACAAACACCAUAAUUUCACCCCGAAGUGGAGUCCAGUGCAUCCCUCAACGAGCAGCACUUCUGAAGUCUAUGUUGAACUUCCUAAAAAAGGCCAUCCAAGACCCAGCUUUCUCAGAUGGCAUACGUCAUGUGAUGGAUGGCUCUUUGCCUACCUCUCUGAAACAUAUUAUCAGCAAUGCAGAAUAUUAUGGACCCUCGCUCUUUUUACUCGCCACUGAGGUGGUAACAGUCUUUGUAUUCCAAGAGCCUUCGCUGCUGUCCUCCCUACAGGACAAUGGCCUAACAGACGUCAUGCUGCAUGCUCUCCUUAUUAAAGAUGUCCCUGCAACUAGGGAAGUUCUGGGUUCUCUCCCGAAUGUCUUCAGUGCUCUGUGCCUGAAUGCCCGGGGACUUCAAUCCUUUGUUCAAUGUCAGCCUUUUGAGCGUCUCUUCAAGGUCUUGCUCUCUCCAGACUAUCUCCCUGCAAUGAGGAGGCGGCGUAGUUCAGAUCCACUUGGAGAUACUGCUUCCAAUCUUGGAAGUGCUGUUGAUGAGCUCAUGAGACAUCAGCCCACGCUCAAGACAGAUGCUACCACAGCCAUAAUUAAGUUGCUGGAAGAGAUUUGUAACCUGGGCCGAGAUCCCAAGUAUAUUUGCCAAAAGCCCUCAAUUCAGAAGGCUGAUGGAACAACUACUGCUCCUCCACCUCGUUCCACUCAUGCAGCUGAGGAGGCUUCCAGUGAGGAUGAAGAAGAGGAAGAAGUACAAGCCAUGCAAAGCUUCAAUGCCACACAGCAGAGUGAGGCGGAAGCUAGUCAACAGGUCGUUGGGACAGAAGAACGGAUACCAAUUCCUCUCAUGGAUUACAUCCUUAAUGUGAUGAAAUUUGUGGAAUCGAUCCUCAGCAAUAAUACUACCGAUGACCAUUGCCAGGAAUUUGUGAAUCAGAAGGGUCUGCUGCCCCUUGUGACCAUCUUGGGCCUGCCCAACUUGCCCAUAGACUUCCCCACUUCAGCAGCCUGCCAAGCUGUGGCUGGAGUCUGCAAAUCCAUAUUGGUAAGGAGGAGAAUACAACAUUUCCCUUUCCAGAAGACACUGUCUCAUGAGCCAAAAGUGUUGCAAGAAGGGUUGCUUCAACUGGAUUCCAUCCUCUCUUCCUUGGAGCCUUUGCACCGGCCCAUCGAGGAACCUGGUGGUUCGGUCCUGCUGCGGGAAUUGGCAUGUGCUGGCAAUGUAGCUGAUGCUACUCUCUCUGCCCAGGCCACACCCUUACUCCAUGCCCUAACAGCAGCCCAUGCUUACAUCAUGAUGUUUGUGCACACCUGCCGUGUAGGACAAAGUGAAAUUAGAGCCAUUUCAGUAAACCAGUGGGGUUCGCAGUUGGGUCUGAGUGUGCUGAGCAAGCUGAGCCAGCUGUACUGUUCACUGGUAUGGGAAAGCACUGUGCUGCUGUCGUUAUGCACGCCAAACAGUUUACCUUCAGGUUGUGAAUUUGGCCAGGCUGACAUGCAGAAAUUGGUGCCAAAGGAAGAGAAAACUGUACCGAGUGCUACCCAGGGAGCCAAAAAAGCAGAUGGUGAACCAGAAACAGUGGGAGCUGGAACCAUGGAGGCUUCUGCCCAAGGCCUGCUAGAAGGAAUUGGCCUAGAUGGUGACACCCUGGCACCAAUGGAAACUGAUGAGCCUAGUUCUUCUGAUCCAAAGGGGAAGUCAAAAAUAACCCCAGCCAUGGCAGCUCGAAUCAAGCAGAUCAAGCCCCUUCUAUCAGCAUCUUCUAGGUUAGGACGUGCUUUGGCCGAAUUAUUUGGGUUGCUGGUCAAAUUGUGUGUUGGUUCCCCGGUAAGACAACGUAGGAGCCAUCACGCUGCUAGCACCACUACUGCUCCCACUCCUGCUGCUCGCUCAACAGCUUCAGCACUCACCAAACUACUCACCAAGGGGCUUUCCUGGCAACCCCCACCAUAUACACCCACACCUCGCUUCCGUUUGACUUUUUUCAUCUGUUCUGUCGGUUUCACCUCACCAAUGCUGUUUGAUGAGAGGAAAUAUCCCUACCACCUGAUGCUGCAAAAAUUCUUAUGCUCUGGAGGCCAUAAUGCUCUUUUUGAGACUUUCAACUGGGCCCUUUCUAUGGGAGGCAAAGUUCCAGUUGCUGAAGGAUUGGAACACCCAGAUUUGCCUGAUGGCACAGGCGAGUUCCUGGAUGCCUGGCUCAUGUUGGUGGAGAAAAUGGUGAAUCCUACCACGGUGCUGGAAUCUCCCCAUUCCUUGCCUGUGAAGCUACCAGGUGGGCAGAACUACCUGCAAUUCAGUGCUUUGCGUUUUCUUGUGGUAACACAGAAGGCAGCCUUCACUUGCAUCAAAAACCUAUGGAACCGUAAGCCCCUGAAAGUAUACGGAGGACGCAUGGCAGAGUCCAUGUUGGCUAUCCUGUGUCACAUCCUGCGUGGAGAACCAGUUAUCCGUGAGCGUCUUGGCAAGGAGAAAGAGGGAGCCCGUAGUGAGGAAGAAUCAGGGCAAGAAGAAGGUGGUGCCCGAAGGGAGCCACAAGUGAACCAGCAGCAGCUUCAGCAGCUGAUGGACAUGGGCUUUACACGAGAGCAUGCUAUGGAAGCUCUGUUGAACACCAGUACCAUGGAACAAGCCACAGAGUAUCUUCUGACACAUCCUCCACCCCUUAUGGGUGGGGUUGUAAGGGAUCUCAGCAUGUCUGAAGAAGAUCAGAUGAUGAGGGCCAUUGCUAUGUCCCUGGGACAAGACAUCCCCAUGGACCAAAGGGCUGAAUCCCCAGAGGAAGCUGCUUGUCGGAAAGAAGAAGAAGAACGGAAGGCUCGAGAGAAACAGGAGGAAGAAGAAGCCAAGUGUCUAGAGAAGUUCCAGGAUGCAGAACCUCUUGAGCAAGAAGAGUUGCACAACUUCACUGACACUAUGCUACCUGGCUGCUUUCACCUGCUGGAUGAGCUCCCAGAUACAGUGUACCGUGUCUGUGACCUCAUUAUGACUGCCAUCAAACGUAACGGAGCUGAUUAUAGAGAUAUGAUCCUCAAACAAGUUGUGAAUCAGGUGUGGGAAGCUGCUGAUGUGCUCAUCAAGGCAGCUCUGCCCCUCACUACAAGUGAUACAAAGACUGUCUCUGAAUGGAUUAGCCAGAUGGCUACCCUACCUCAGGCCUCCAAUCUGGCCACGCGUAUCCUGCUAUUAACUUUACUAUUUGAGGAGUUGAAGUUGCCAUGUGCUCGUGUCGUGGAAUCAAGUGGCAUUCUCAAUGUUUUGAUAAAACUGUUGGAAGUGGUACAACCUUGCCUACAAGCUGCCAAGGAACAGAAGGAAGUGCAGACACCAAAGUGGAUCACCCCAGUAUUGCUGUUAAUUGACUUCUAUGAGAAAACAGCUAUCUCCUCCAAGAGAAGAGCCCAAAUGAACAAGUACCUUCAGGCUAAUGGCAACAACUGGCGAUGGUUUGAUGAUCGUUCGGGCCGAUGGUGUAGCUAUAGCGCAAGUAAUAAUAGCACUAUUGACACAGCUUGGAAAGCGGGAGAGACUAGCGUCCGUUUCACUGCUGGCCGACGGCGCUACACAGUGCAGUUCACCACCAUGGUGCAGGUGAAUGAAGAAACUGGAAACAGGAGGCCAGUAAUGCUGACUUUGCUCAGGGUUCCCCGACUUGGCAAGACCGUGAAGGAAAACAACGGACAAGAGCUGGAGAGAACGUUGGAGGAAGGGAAAGAAAUGGAAAGCAAGGUUAAGGAGGAGAAGACAAACGAUAGCCCCGUGCCUGCUGAUGGCCUAGCCCCGGAGAAAGAAACACCGCCAGAAGAGGUGAAACCCUCAGAGAUCUUAAUCCAAGGCCUGACAGAGGAGAUGGUGACAGUCUUGAUCCGGGCCUGUGUGAGCAUGUUGGGUGUGCCUGUGGAGCCAGACACUCUGCACGCCACCCUGCGCCUCUGUCUGCGUCUCACCCGCCACCACAAAUAUGCCAUGAUGUUUGCUGAACUCAAGAGCACGCGCAUGAUCCUGGGCUUGACCCAGAGCUCUGGUUUCAACGGCUUCACCCCUCUUGUCACCCUGCUUUUCCGACACAUCAUAGAGGAUCCCUGCACACUGCAUCACACUAUGGAAAAGGUGGUGCGCUCAGCAGCCACUAGUGGAGCAGGCAGCACCACUUCAGGUGUGGUGUCAGGCAGCUUGGGCUCCCGAGAGAUCAACUAUAUCUUGCGAGUGCUGGGCCCAGCUGCUUGCCGAAAUCCUGAGAUCUUCACUGAGGUAGCCAACGGUUGCAUUCGUAUUGCUCUGCCCGCUCCCCGUGGCUCCGGAACUGCUCCCCAAGCCUCUGACGACGAGUUCGAGAACUUGCGGAUUAAGGGCCCCAAUGCUGUCCAGCUAGUGAAAACUACUCCAGUUAAACCUUCACCACUACCUGUCAUACCUGAUACGAUCAAGGAGGUGAUCUAUGACAUGCUGAAUGCUUUGGCUGCCUACCAUGCCCCUGAUGAAGCAGACAAAUCUGAGCCCAAAGUGAAUACUACUAAUCAGGAAGUGAGCCAGAUUCUACAAGACCUGGGAGACGAUGUGUACCAGCAAUACCGCUCUUUGACUCGACAGAGCAGUGAUUUCGAUUCUCAGACAGGCUUUGGCAUCAAUGCUCAGGUCUUUGCUGCUGAUAGUGCAGCCUCUGAGAUUCCUCAGUCUGGAACUCCUCAAGGUGAUGCUUCUACACCUGAAGAAUCUAGAGAAAAUAAGAAGGAUAAAGAUGGCGAUAAAGCUGCAGAGGAAAACAAGCAAAAGGCUAAGGGGAGCAAGCCACUUAUGCCUACCUCUACUAUUCUGCGGCUCCUGGCAGAGCUUGUGCGCUCAUAUGUGGGCAUUGCUACAUUAAUUGCAAACUACAGUUACACCGUGGGCCAGUCUGAACUUAUAAAAGAGGACUGUAGUGUUUUGGCUUUUGUUCUGGACCAUCUCCUGCCCCACACCCAGAAUGCCGAAGACAAAGAUACACCAGCCCUGGCUCGGCUCUUUCUAGCCAGUUUGGCUGCAGCGGGUAGUGGCACUGAUGCCCAGGUGGCCUUGGUGAAUGAAGUGAAGGCAGCCCUGGGCCGGGCAUUGGCCAUGGCAGAAAGCACGGAAAAACAUGCCAGGCUACAGGCAGUGAUGUGCAUCAUCAGCACCAUCAUGGAAUCCUGCCCAUCCACCUCCAGCUUCUACAGCAGCGCCACAGCCAAGACACAGCACAACGGCAUGAACAAUAUCAUCCGCCUGUUCCUCAAGAAAGGGUUGGUCAAUGACUUGGCCAGAGUGCCCCACAGUCUUGAUCUGUCCAGUCCCAACAUGGCCAACACAGUUAAUGCUGCCUUGAAACCCCUGGAGACAUUGUCACGUAUUGUCAAUCAGCCCAGCAGUCUCUUCGGUAGCAAAAGUGCCUCAAGCAAGAGCAAGGCAGAGCAGGAUGCUCAGGGAGUAGCACGAGAUGCCAGCAGCGGUCAACAAGAUGCAGGAGAAAGUGGAGAAACAGAAGCUCCCGAGGAGGACCAUGACGUUGCACAAGCAGAAGUAACAGAUGGUGACAUCAUGGAUGGUGAAGCAGAGACUGACGCAGUGGUGAUUGCGGGGCAGCCUGAAGUCCUGAGCACACAAGAGAUGCAGGUCGAAAAUGAACUGGAAGAUCUGAUUGAUGAAUUACUGGAGCAAGAUGGUGGCUCAGGAAAUAGUACUAUAAUAGUGGGACGAAGUGGAGAGGAUGAGUCUCAGGAGGAUGUGUUGAUGGAUGAGGCACCUUCCAAUCUGAGCCAGGCUUCCACACUACAGGCCAACAGGGAAGAUUCUAUGAAUAUCUUGGAUCCUGAAGAUGAGGAAGAGCACACACAGGAAGAAGACAGCAGUGGUAGCAAUGAGGAUGAAGAUGAUAGUCAAGAUGAGGAAGAAGAGGAGGAGGAGGAAGAUGAAGAUGAUCAGGAUGAUGAAGAAGGUGAAGAAGGUGAAGAAGAGGAAGAUGAUGAUGACGGCUCCGAGAUGGAGUUAGAUGAAGACUAUCCUGAUAUGAAUGCCUCCCCGCUGGUGCGUUUUGAACGCUUUGACCGUGAAGAUGACCUCAUCAUAGAAUUUGACAACAUGUUCUCCAGCGCCACGGAUAUUCCUCCAUCACCUGGCAAUAUUCCGGCCACUCACCCACUUAUGGUACGGCAUGCAGACCAUAGCUCUUUGACUUUGGGUAGCGGUUCCUCUACUACUCGAUUGGCCCAAGGCAUUGGUCGCAGCCAGAGGACAUUACGACAACUGACCGCCAAUACGGGACAUACAAUUCAUGUGCAUUAUCCAGGCACCCGACAGCCCAACCCACCUCUAAUUCUGCAGAGAUUGCUGGGUCCUUCAGCAGCCGCAGACAUCCUGCAGCUAAGCAGUAGCCUUCCACUCCAGAGUCGAGGUCGUGCUCGCCUCCUGGUAGGCAAUGAUGAUGUGCACAUAAUUGCUCGCUCGGAUGAUGAGUUGCUGGAUGAGUUCUUUCAUGACCAGAGCACAGCUACCAGCCAGGCAGGAACAUUGUCAAGCAUCCCAACUGCCUUGACACGCUGGACGGAAGAAUGCAAAGUACUUGAUGCGGAAAGCAUGCAUGAUUGUGUUUCAGUGGUCAAAGUCCCCAUUAUCAACCACUUGGAAGCCUUGAGGGAUGAAGAGCUAGAGGAAAGAAGAGAGAAAAGACGCAAGCAAUUGGCGGAGGAAGAGGCCAAAGUGUCUGAUAAGGCCAAAGAUUCAGAAGACAAGGAGCAGAAUCCUCAGGGACCAGUGCCACAGUCAAACAGUUCAGCUGAGCAGAAUCUCCCAGAUGGUGCCACCCAUCCCGACGGCUACCCCGCAGUCUCAGCUGCCGCCAAAGACACCUCGGCUGGCUCUAAGCAGACUCUGGUCACAUUGGAGAGCCCCCAGCAGCAGCAGCAGCAACAAGCAACAGGGGCAGGAGAGCUCCCUUCAGAGCUGGUGGGGCAGUCCACUGCUCAGGCUUCUGGGCAACUGCUGAUGCCAGUGGAGCAGGAGGACUCGGGCCCUGGGAGGCUGAGCACAGACGCUGAGGCCACGCAGAUGGAGCUUUCACCUGCCCCCACCAUCACUUCGCUCUCUCCAGAGAGAGCUGAAGACUCAGAUGCCUUGACUGCUGUCAGCAGCCAGUUGGAGGGCUCACCCAUGGACACCAGCAGCCUGGCUUCAUGCAAUCUGGAAGAAAGCGUGGCGGAGAGUGGUGGAGCUAGCACCGUGGAACAGGCAGGCACAGAUGCUGUGGUGGCAGCAGCCGAUGCAAGCCAACAAGGGCCAAACGCCCAUACUGCUAGGGAGGGCCAGCCUGAUCCCAGCCAGCAGGUGGAUGAUGGCUCUCCACCGGCAUCCUCUGAGAGCUCCUCCACCAGAGAUUCAGCUGUAGCCAUUUCUGGUGCUGAUUCUCGGGGCAUCUUGGAAGAACCACUGCCUUCCACCAGCAGUGAAGAGGAAGAUCCUUUGGCAGGAAUAAAUCUUCCUGAAGGUGUCGACCCAUCUUUUUUGGCUGCCCUGCCUGAUGACAUUCGACGCGAAGUGCUGCAGAACCAGUUGGGUAUCCGGCCUCCUGCCCGUUCAGCUCCUACCACCACGGCCACAACUCCAACACCUCCUGUAGUGGGCAAUCCUGGUGUGACAGAAGUCAGUCCUGAGUUCUUGGCUGCUUUGCCCCCAGCUAUCCAGGAAGAGGUGUUGGCACAGCAGCGGGCAGAACAGCAAAGGCGUGAGCUUGCCCAAAGCACAAGCUCAGACACACCCAUGGAUCCAGUGACUUUCAUUCAAACACUGCCAUCAGAUCUGCGGCGCAGUGUGCUGGAAGACAUGGAGGAUAGUGUAUUGGCAGUCAUGCCUCCUGAUAUUGCUGCUGAGGCACAGGCUCUGAGGCGAGAACAGGAAGCCCGCCAGCGUCAACUGAUGCAUGAGCGUCUCUUUGGCCACUCUAGCACUUCUGCCUUGUCUGCUAUUUUGCGUAGCCCAGCCUUCACAAGUCGAUUGAGUGGAAACAGAGGUGUCCAGUAUACACGCUUAGCUGUACAAAGAGGAGGUACCUUCCAGAUGGGUGGUAGCAGCAGCCACAGCAGACCUUCAGGCAGCAAUGUAGACAGUCUGCUGCGUUUGCGUGGACGCCUUCUACUGGACCAUGAGGCCUUGUCCUGUCUGUUGGUCCUGCUUUUUGUAGAUGAGCCAAAGCUGAACACAAGCCGGCUUCAUCGGGUGUUGCGGAAUCUUUGUUAUCAUGCGCAGACACGAAACUGGGUGAUUCGGAGCCUACUUUCCAUCCUGCAGCGCAGCAGUGAGAGCGAACUGUGCGUGGAGACGCCCAAGGGGACUGUGGCACCAGAUGACAAAGGCAAAAGGGCAGCCAAAGGCUGUGGUGCAGACAGCCGGCCACUCGACCUGUUGCAUAAAAUGGAAUCCAAAAGCUCGGGGCAACUUUCUUGGCUCUCAGUUUCCAUGGAUGCAGCUCUGGGUUGUAGAACCAACAUCUUCCAGAUCCAGCGAGCUGGAGGCCGCAAGCACACGGAGAAGCAUGCUGCCGCUGGUUCCACGGUUCACAUACACCCACAGGCUGCCCCAGUGGUCUGCCGUCAUGUACUUGAUACUCUCAUUCAACUUGCCAAGGUGAAGGCAAGAGAUUUUUAAUGUACUACUCUUGAUACAAUAAGGAAAAGCUUUUUUUUUUUUUUUUCAUUUUGAGGAAUACUCGGAAGAAGCAGGCCAGUUUGUUUUUGGAGAAAAGAUUGAAAUAUUGCAGUUAAAAAAAACCCAAAUUAAUUCCAUGUGUAAAUCAAGUUGACAGGGCUGAUUAUCACAAGGAGAUAGAUGUAGAAAUUUUUUUAGCAACAAGUUCCUAAAUAGAAAAUAGUGAGCUAUAGAACUAUACAUAUGUACAAUAAUAUAUCUUAUUUACAAGAUUUAAAUCCAUCUUGUCCAUGGGUGUGCUAAAAACCACAAAGAGAACCAGCAUAAACACUUAAAAAAAAACCCAUAUAGAAGCACAACUAAUUUUAAUGGGGAAGAGUGAAAUUGUAAUUUUCAUUUCAGUAUUUCCAAGCUGCUUUUUUAAUUCUUAGGCUUGACGAAUGAAAUACGAGUACAUUUACUUCUCCCUUGUAUUUGUUAUGAAGAUAUUGACCCAGUCAUUGACUGCCAGAAUUGUUGUCCUCAUUGUGAGUUGAUGUGGCCAGAAUUCCGUUGCAGUCGGCUGCAGUGCAUUAACUUUGUCCCCCAAAGUCCAUGUGCCACAUUAGAAAUACAAAAAAUACUGUAGCCUUUUCUGAUCCCGCUUCUUUUAUGCCAAAGAGUU